This is a messenger RNA of Trypanosoma rangeli, 951 nucleotides long. Its product is annotated as protein phosphatase 2C. Lineage: Eukaryota; Euglenozoa; Kinetoplastea; Trypanosomatida; Trypanosomatidae. The record is from RefSeq and is a predicted model, not a curated record. Gene Ontology annotation, biological process: protein dephosphorylation. Gene Ontology annotation, molecular function: cation binding; protein serine/threonine phosphatase activity. Bases 1 to 951 code for a protein of 316 amino acids. The transcript has a single exon.
AUGAACAGGGAUGUCAAUGGACAAGUGAGUGACGAUGUGUCGUCCCCGCUCGCGUAUCCGUCCUCUGGUGUUACACAGUCACUAUGGCGUAUCUUUGAGUAUGGGGCGACCUCAGAGCAGGGCACUCGAAAGACAAUGGAAGACCAGCACGCCAUGGUUUCAGAAACCAUUCCUUUUUUUGCCGUGUAUGACGGGCAUGGUGGCACACAGUGCGCGGAGUUUCUUCGCGACAAUUUGCACACAUUAAUUCUUAGUCACUCAGAUGUCAUGACGAAUCCCGAGAAGGCGGUACGUGAUGGGAUAGCCAAGGCUGAGGCGGAUUUUUUAACAAAAUGUGCCAAUGGUAAAUGUGAGUCUGGCAGCACCUGCGCCGUCGCCAUGAUUGUGGAUGACACGCUGGUGACUGGCAAUGUUGGUGACACUGAGAUAGUACUGUGCCGAGAGGGGUCUCCACUGGUGUUGUCAAAGAAGCACAGCCUACAUAGCAACGAGGCGGAGAGUGAGCGUGUCAAGGCCUGCGGUGGCAGGAUCAUCAGUAACCGUGUGGGCCAUCCAAAGUUUAACCCACAAGUGUUGAGCCUGGGCAUUACCCGUGUCAUAGGCGAUGCAGGGUUCAAGUUGGAUGAAUACACUGACGGCAAGCCGUCUGGCAUCAUUGCCGAUGCGGAAACUCAAACCACAAAGCUUACUGACCGUGAUGAGUUCCUCGUUAUUGGCUGUGACGGCUUGUGGGAUGUAAUGUCGUAUGAUAGAGUCGUGCAAUUUUGUUCCCAACUUGCAGCGGAGGGUGUGCCACCGCAGGAUAUCACCGAUAGGUUGUGUCAGGAGGCUUUGCAGCAAGGGAGUACUGACAAUGUGACAUGUGUUUACAUCAAUAUAAAAACCAAACGACCCAACUCAAGUGAUUGGUGUUCUCAGAGUGCGGCUUCUACCUCUCAGAAAAAUGCCUAG